Messenger RNA from Linnemannia hyalina, 1182 nucleotides. NCBI's taxonomy places the organism in Eukaryota, Fungi, Mortierellomycota, Mortierellomycetes, Mortierellales, Mortierellaceae. The record is from the annotation of a GenBank genome assembly.
AUGCUGACUGACCGACUGUGGACUGAUGACUUGGACGCGACUUGCGAGACCAUCAUCGCGAAAAGAGACGACGACGACACACCUGAUCAAGAGACGGAGGCAAGAGAGCCAGAGCAGGAGCAAGAAGUCAUUGCGAAGGAAGGAGACAAGGAGGACGAGGAGCACACAUCUGGAGACCCCUCUCCAUCUUCAAUUGUCGAACCUACAGAUUCUGGAUCUGACCAAGAACCUACGCCAACAACCAUUGCAGGUGAAUCAGAGCCUGCCCCCACGCCUUCUGAUGAAGAAGAUAAAGGCGGGGACAAGGUUGAGAGCGGACUUGAGGGAGAGCUUAUUCCUGCUGCUACUCCCGAUGACGCCGCAACCACCACUACUGAAGAACCAGAGGCCACAACUUCAACAAAUGCCUCAGAAGCAACAACAACUGAUUCGGCCCUGGACCCCACCGACCCCGUUGUCGCCAUCACCUCCACCUCGACAACCACCAUCGCUUCUCAGAACCGCCCAUCAGGACAGACGAAUUCUACAGUGACCAAGGGCUCAAAGGACGAGGAAGGCGGACCGACGACGCUCCCUGGACACAAGGAGGAGACUCACAGCAACACAGCGGCUCUGACAGUCGGAGCCAUUGUUGCGGCGGUCGUCAUUGCCUCUGUCAUUGGUGUCUGGAUUUUCCGCAAGUGGAAGCUCUCUCCAUCACGGCACUUCAAGAACAAGAUCACAGGAGUAUCUACAAAAGGAGGAGCAGCAGCGCCAGCAGUCGUCUACGGCUCCGGCAAAGGCCACGACGACCAUUCAGAGUACAACAGCUACGACGAGAUCAUGCGUCCCGAAGCUUACGAUACCGUACCCCCAUCUCCCAUGACCUCUGUGACGAUGGCCGCACCUGCAUAUCCUGUUGCUGUUGCCGGCUCGGAAUACGAAUACGGUUAUGCGCACUAUGAACAAAUGCAACAGCAACAAACUAUGGGUGGAGACGCCAACUACCAAUCCUACCAGUACGGAUACAACUCGGGAGCUGUUCCAGCAAUGUCGGAAGCUUCGGCAAUGAGGGCCUCUGUUACGUCAAUCCCGAACCCGAAUGUGAUUGGAGGUGUCCCUGCCGUGGGGCACAAUAUCCAUGGCUAUGGAUCGGAGGAUUAUACCCGGAACGACCACUUCCUGCGGGAGUUGCGAGAGUAA